AAAAAUGACAUUCCGCAAGGCCUACUCCAUCAAAGACAAGCUGCAGGCAAUCGAGCGUGUCAAGGGUGGUGAGCGGCAAGCCAGCGUGUGCCGCGACUUCGGCGUACCGGGCGGCACGCUGCGCGGCUGGCUCAAGGACGAGCCCAAGCUGCGUUGGUUUCUGGACCAGCUUGGUGGAGAGGUGGGCACGCAGCGCAAGAAGAUGCGUCUAGCCAACGAGGAGGAGAUCGACCGCGCCGUGUACUCGUGGUUCCUCACCUUGCGCCAGCACGGUGUGCCGCUGUCCGGUCCGGUCAUCCAAGCGCAGGCCGAGGCCUUUGCUCGCCAGAUCUAUGGCCCCGAGUGUACCUUCAAGGCUAGCCAUGGGUGGUUCUGGCGCUGGCAGAAGCGCCACGGCAUCUCCAGUCAGCGCAUCUAUGGCGAGGCUGAGCCCCCGGUUGCAGGCCCUGCGCCUGUCAAAGAAGAGCCUGCGCAGACACCCGGCGCAGUUCUCCUACCUGACCGUGCGCUGACCAUUCUACCCCACUCCGAGGGCGGCUAUGAUGACGAACAGAUCUACAACGCAAACGUUACUGGUCUCUACUGGAGGUUACUUCCGGAGCAGGCCGCAACUCAGGGCGCUGGGAACUCCAGCGGGCCUAGUGGGUGCACCCAGCGCUGGCCCGGUGACCGAGUGACAGUGCUGUUGGCCGCCAACCUGACCGGCAGUCACAAAUUGAAGCCACUAGUUAUCGGGAGGCUACCAGACCCACCCAGCUUGCGUCACCACAACCAGGACAAGUUCCCUGCCUCUUACCGCUAUAGUCCAGAUGCCUGGCUCAGUCGCCCUCUUCUUCGGGGCUGGUUCUUUGAGGAAUUUGUCCCUGGCGUCAAACGCUUCCUGCGCCGAAGCUGUCUACAACAGAAGGCGGUGUUGCUGGUGGCCCAUCCACCUUGUCCAAGCUGGGGCGCUAGGAUGCCUGCCCUGGAGGAGAGUGAGGAGACUCCUAGGCAGUGCCAGCCUGAUCUCUUUGGGUCCCCAGAGGAGCUGCAGACACCUGAUGGUGCAGUUCGAGUGCUCUUCUUGUCCAAGGGCAACAGCCGAGCACACAUCCCUGCACCAUUGGAGCAUGGUGUGGUGGCAGCCUUCAAACAUUUGUACAAACGAGAGCUGCUGAGGCUUGCUGUGUCUUGUGCCAGUGGCUCCCCACUGGACUUCAUGAGAAGCUUCAUGCUCAAGGAUAUGCUAUACCUGGCUGGCCUCUCUUGGGACCUGGUGCAGGCAGGCAGCAUAGAGCGCUGCUGGCUGCUGGGUCUUCGGGCUGCCUUUGAGCCUGGGCAGCUGCCAGCCCACCAGGUAGAGGAGGCUGCUGAACACAGCAGGGUGCUCAGUGACCUCACACAUCUGGCAACUCUGGUUUACAAGCGCUUGGCACCUGAAGAGGUGGCAGAGUGGCUGCACCUGGAUGAUGAUGGAGGUCUCCCUGAGGGCUGCAGAGAGGAGGUGGUCCCUGCAACUCCUCCAUCCCCAGCCAGCCUGCCCUCUAGCAUGGGGGCUGGAGAGGAGGAGGAAGAGGCCACUGAGCAAGGAGCAAUGUUGGUACCUACUGCUGGGGAAGCUGUUUGGGGUCUAGAGACAGCUCUGAGGUGGCUGGAGAGCCAGGAUCCUAGAGAAGUGGCUCCACUGAGGCUAGUGCAGCUACGUUCCCUCAUUACCAUGGCACGGAGGCUUGGAGGCAUUGGGCCCUCACCAGCAGCUCCUCACGAUGGUGUGUGACUACUGUGGCCCACUGGCCUUUUUCCUGCUGCACUGGGAGAGAGGGGGCAUACACAGUCUGCCAUCUUCCACCUUUUCUCCAUGGUAUAGUCCUCUGUAGAGGUCCAGGGGUGCAAGCCCAACACCAAUGUGGAGUUCUGUUGGUAAAGGAUGUCCUGCCCCGUGAGCCACAACGCCUUGGGGAAAUGGCUCAAAGAAGCAAAUGCUCUUUGCUGAGUAGGCACACGUGGGCCCAUAAGCACAGCACCUACUGGGGAACAGUUGACUGUACCUCCAUUGCGGCCCCUAUGGGGUUUAUCCCUACCCCUACCCCCAUGUGCACUGGAUGAGGCUGCUGCUUCUGUUUCACCUGCCUCCCUGGUGCUACCUGGCCUCAUCUCAGUGGAAAAGCACUUGGUUUUGUUUUAAAAACAAACAAAAAUACAUUAAACCUGUUUUAAAAGAUGCUCUUCAUAGGGAACCAGGAGUGCUGGCAGAGUGAGAUGGUCUCUGGGCUCUCUUGCUCUUGCUCUGGUAACUGAAGGCCCUUGUGGUGCUGGAUCCAAGCCCAGUGUAGGCCCCAGUGCCUUAGCCUGGGGUGGUAUAUUCACAAGAGAGUGGGAAUUGGGGAAAUGGAAGCCUAGUGCUUGGUGAGGUUUUGGAUGCAGCGGAGUAUAGCAGAGUCUGUUCUACUUGGAUUUUUAGUCCUUAAAAAAAACUUCAUUCUGGAUAGAUCUCCUGUUCAUGAUGUUGGCUAGUGUGUGGAUUUGGAUCCAGGUGGCUUGACCAAUGGCAGGACAAACCACAAACCACUUUGUCUAGCUCUAGGGCUAUCUGAUCUACCUGAAAACAGGUCACAUAGCCUUUGCAACCAUCUGGGAACUCUGCAGUGCCUUAGAGUCAACUCCUCCCUCCAUGGGCUCUUCUGGCACCAACCUUCCCCCUAGACUCAUCUGCUUCCUGGUAUUUCCAGGGGUGUUGCUGAGGAACUAUUGCUGGAUGGCCCAGGUUGAAGGAGAAAAGACUCAAAGGAAUGUCCCAAUUCUGAGUCACUCUGUUUUCAGUCCAACUGGAUUCAGAUUGCUCCUGGGGAUCUAGAGCUGAGGCAUCUGUGUCUUAGGGAGGGUCAAUACUACCCUUGCAGAAGUAUUAUCCCGAGUCCUUGUCCUAGUACUCUCCCCUUAUCUCUACUUCUCUCCUCAUAGUCUGAGCCUUGAAAACACCAAGUGGGGAAGGGCAAAGAACACAAGAGCUUGGCAAUGGAUGGCGCCUUGGAUGAGGUACCCACAAGUGAUCUCCAUGUUAAGUCCAAGAAUACAGUUCUUGGAACCACAUGACACCUCAGUCAAAAAUCUGAGUAAAUAUUAAGAGCUGAAGGGAAACAUGGAACAGGAGAAUGGAGGCUCAGGUAGCAGACUCCAUCUGUACACGCUGGUGCUCAUCUGGUCAUCUAUGUACCUGGCUUCCUCAAGCCUAAAGACCUAGAGAACCCUUGGGCAAACAUGUCUGGUCGAGGGUCUCCAGCACUAGCAAUUUAGGUGGGGUUUUAGAAGUCUGAUGUAUUUAUACCAGCCUCCUCCAUAUCAGCCAGGUACUUAGGCUAGGAGCUGCCAUCAGGCAUUGAUAGACCUGCUUCCAAGUCUGGAGAGGCAGACCUGCCUAGGCCUUGGAUUUACAUCAAGCCUGGGUAGCCUCUAGUAGCCGCUCCAGCCUAGGCUACCUGUUGGAGAGGUUUCCAUAGGUUUCUGUCUUUGUCCUUUGUAUUGUGUUUCCUCCUUUGGCCUGUGCCCAGGUAGACUGGAGUUGACAGAGACUAGGGCUCAGGAGUGAGAGCUCUCACCAGCCUCUCUAGCUGUCCAAGCCCCUUUCACCUGGGGAUACAAGGUCCAGGAGGUUGCUAUGGCCCCAUAUUGCUGCUGCCCUAUAUAAACGGUCAAGUGUGGGCCGAGUGGAUCACAGAGAGUUCCUGUCAGGUUUGUGUCUGUAUACUAUCAUUAACUGGGCUAGGAAAACGUCCAUGAGAAGUUGCAAAGGUGUCAUCUCAGGCUAGGGAUGCUAGGGUGUUUGCUAGAAUGCCCAAGGCCCUGUGUUCAAACAACAGCAUGAUUUAAAACAAAUUAUUAUUUUUUUUUAGACUAGAAUAUGCUGGUGUUCUUUACAUGCUAUAGACAGAGGUUCUGGUGGCUGAGUCCUAGUUGUGGAAGAGGCUGCUUUGCUCAGGUGCCCAUAUGUCCCAGCAGUAGGUCCUAUAAUUCUGGGGCUUGCAGUACUGCAUAUCCUGUUACACAGGGGCCUCUGCCCCAGUGGCAGCUGGGUCAAGAUGUGCAGUCACCUCAUCUUUCUGUACUUAGUGUCUGAUGGGGUUCCCUAGGGGUUCACAGGCCCGUGAGGAGAGCCUUAUAUUUUCACUGUGUUGCUCCACUGCUCCCUGAGUUGUAUGAACUAGUAAGGAGAGUGAAAAUGCAGUUCCUUUCUUCAGUAGCAUUGCCACCUGCUAUGUACCAGGCAUCAUGCAGGAAUCCUGGAUCUCUUGCCCCAGAGGUUUGCCUGUUCCCCACAAAGUGUAGGAUCUUUUGGCCUGGGAAGUAUAGGCAACCUUUUCUGCUAAGUAGUCUUGCCCUGGAUUCAUAAACAGAUUGGAGAAGAUACCCAGCACAGAAAGAUGGGUGAGUGUGUGUCCUGUUGGAACCACCACCACCACCACCACUCUUGGGGGCUGGGAGCUUGCAGUGGUCACAGGUAGCCUUGUCCCCAAGGUCCAUGUACUUGGAAAAUGAAAGCAACAGAGCUAUAGGGGAAUCAAGAUGGUAUGAGAGGAGGGAGCACCUCCAGCUAGAAGGUUGGUCAUCUGAAGACUGAGCCCUUUACACUACCUCAUUAGGACUGCCAAUGGGACGCCAAGCUGGAACCUGGUACAGUCUAGCCUCUUCUAAUGUGCCUACAAGAGCAUCUUGACCGCAUCAGCUGUCCUCAAUAGGAUCUUUGGCUUGUGGGUUUCAUACCUUAUUGUAGGGCCCUUUCUCUGACACUCAACCUUGUCACAGCUAAGUUCACCUGGCCAGAUGGUCUAAUGGCACUUGUGUAAUAAAGGUGAAACAGGUCAACCUCA
Messenger RNA from Cricetulus griseus (Chinese hamster), 4844 nucleotides. The record is from RefSeq and is a predicted model, not a curated record. Lineage: Eukaryota; Metazoa; Chordata; Mammalia; Rodentia; Cricetidae.